Megalops cyprinoides (Indo-Pacific tarpon) is the source of this 2341-nucleotide messenger RNA. Its product is annotated as ankyrin repeat domain-containing protein SOWAHB-like. NCBI's taxonomy places the organism in Eukaryota, Metazoa, Chordata, Actinopteri, Elopiformes, Megalopidae. The transcript has a single exon. Gene Ontology annotation, molecular function: protein binding. The record is from RefSeq and is a predicted model, not a curated record. Bases 38 to 2341 code for a protein of 767 amino acids.
GGGAAGAACUCUGGACUGAAUUCUUUUACGGAUAGCAAUGGCCACCGAAUUCAGUCAAGACGCGGUGUUGAAAUUUAUCUGCAGUAAUAAUGGGAGAGUGAAAAAUGCGGACCUUCUAACGCACUUUAGACCAUUCCUUCGGGACGAUGAAAACAGGACGCAGAACAGAGACUUGUUCAAAAGGUUCGUGAAUACCGUGGCUGUCGUGAAGCAAGAAGGAGGAGUGUCUUUUGUCGUGCUGAAAAAAAGAUAUAUGGGUCUGGUCAGAGACGUCGGAGCUGCCCCCUCACCAAAGACACUUUGCGAAAGAACUGAAAAACCGAGGCCAAAAGAAGUCUCUCGGCCAGAGAGCUCGCACAGAAAGCGAGAGAAAGGUCAGGCUGAUAGUCAACCCGAUUUAAAAGUAAAAGGUAAGACGUCAUCUCACGUUGACCGUUUGAACACGGUUCAGAGUUCUGAUAAAGUACUACCAGCUGCUGGAAUUGUAAAUAAUAACUCAUUGAAUGUUAAUUUUGAUAACAACUCCAAAAAUUUGCCACCUUAUACGUCUAAUCAGACAGCGCUCCAAGAAAGUACAAGUAGCCUCCCUUGCACUUUGAAACCAUCCCAUCUCAAUUUACAAUCUGAAGAGUCAAAUGGGAGUGGUGAGAGUUAUCAACAAGUAUUAGCUCAUAGCUCUGAACGUGAAGCUGUUUUUCACCCGUCGCAAAGGCCUGCUCUGACAGGUGGUGCAAAUGAUAAUAUUUGUGAACUGAGACAGUCUGACGAGCCCUACAGACAAAAUAAGGCGUUAUGCUUGUCACCAGAUGAUCCAUGCAAUAAGAACAAAGUAAUCGUUCCUGAAGAUGUUCAUGAGAGUAAUGUCCCAAGGAAGCUUAGCCAUGAAAGUCAGCAGAAGGUCUCUGAUUCAGCAAGCGCAGUGCGGCCUUUGUACACCUCGCAAGGAAGUGCUGCUAGGAUGUCGACUUCCACUCCCUGUCUGUUGGCUUGCUCUGAAUCUCCAACUCCCCUGCCUGAUUAUCAGUUAAUAACCCGUAGCAAUGGCAGCCUACCGGGGCCAAAGGAUGGCCCGGGGUUUGAGCCAAAGGUGGACGGCGGAGAAGCAGCUCCGUUCAGCCCACAGCCGCUGCGCCACAGCCUACCGCUGGAGAACACCAGGAGCCACGCUGCCACCAGGGCCACAGAGUGCCACCAGGCUGGGCUGUCCGUCAGCCACGGCGACCUCCUCACGCCCGCCCGUGAGGACGCAGCCUGGCCCCGGGGCGCGCCCAGGGAGGAGUGGGCCAGCGACGAGGGCCUCAACUACAGGGGCCUGUCGAGCGAGUGCGGGGACAAGGUGCAGGAGAUGCUCCAUCGCGCCCAAGAGGCCAAGAUGCUCUCCCUACUGCACCGCGCCGAGCGCAACGUGACCCCCCUGCACCACUCCAUGGGUGACCUGGACAGCCAGGACCCCGGCGCCGCCCGAACCGGCUCGGGGAGCGCCACCCCCGUCCCGCUGCGACACGGCGCCCGGAGAACCUGCAGCAGGCUCCGCAGCAGAAUGUGCCGGAGCCUGGGCGCGGACCUGGACCAGCCCUUCUACGAUGACGCAGUUUCGGCACGCCUCAACCGGCUGCAGCUGCUGUCUUCCUCGCUCAGCAUCCACUACCCCCUGUCCCUGCCCUCGCGGACCCACAGCUACAGGGAUGUCUCCUCGCUCGACAUCCCUGGGGGCCAGAGCCACCCCCCCGGCGAGGGCCACUAUUUCCCAAGGAGCUCGAUGGUGCCGCUGGAGCCCAAAGAGCACAGCUGGCUGGUCAAGGCGGCCGCCGGCACGUGGCCCGAGAUAUACGCCCUGUUCCGGGAGGAGCCCAGCCUGCUGGACAAGAGGGACUUCAUCUCCGGCUACACCGUUCUGCACUGGAUCGCCAAGCACGGGGACCACCGGGUGCUGAACACGCUGUGGUACGGCGUCAGCAAGCUGGGGAUGAAGCUCGACGUGGACGCCAAGACCACCUGCGGCUACACGCCGCUGCACCUCGCCGCCAUCCACGGGCACAAGAAGCUCAUCCGCCUGCUGGUGCACAAGUUCAAAGCCAACGUGGCCCUGAGGGACACCAGCGGGAAAAAGCCGUGGCAGUACGUCAGCAAGGGCGGCCCGAGGGACAUCCUGCAGCUGCUUGGGGCGCCGCUCCGCGUGACCGGCGGCGGGGCCGCCCUGCAGCAGGCUCCCUCGGAGGAGAAGCUGACAGCGCGCCCGGUCACCAUGUCCCCCACGGUGAAGAGGCAGUCGUCGAUCGCGGCGUUCCUCAAGCACAAGUCUUUGCUGAGGGUGCCGGCUCACUCCGAGUCCUUUGUGUGA